Molecule: messenger RNA, 366 nt
Organism: Rhizopus microsporus ATCC 52813
Lineage: Eukaryota; Fungi; Mucoromycota; Mucoromycetes; Mucorales; Rhizopodaceae
Exons: 2
Coding region: 1-366 (121 amino acids)
Biological process (GO): regulation of DNA-templated transcription
Molecular function (GO): DNA-binding transcription factor activity
Source: RefSeq, a predicted model, not a curated record
AUGAAUUCAGUCAAAGAACAGAAAUGCGUUACAAGAAACAGGAAGGAGCGCAAUCGUCAAUCUCAAGCAGCAUUUCGGUUUCGACGAAAAAAAUACAUUAAGGAAUUAGAAGAAUCCAUUAUGCGCAUGAACAAUUCAAACAAAAGGUUAAAUCAAGAACUUGAAAGAACUGUUCAUCGUGCAGAAAAGGCAGAAAGACAGUGUCUAGAGUUGUAUGAAGAACUUCAUUCUUUAAGAAAACUAACGAAUAGACUUUUUGAAGAAAAUAAGCAACUAACACAGUACUGCUCUUCAAUGACAGCCAAUCCUUUGUUUAUUAGUCAUAAUAUGGUAUCAAAUGACCACAUAGGCAAGUCUUUUAAAUAA